This is a messenger RNA of Racocetra persica, 315 nucleotides long. The record is from the annotation of a GenBank genome assembly. NCBI's taxonomy places the organism in Eukaryota, Fungi, Glomeromycota, Glomeromycetes, Diversisporales, Gigasporaceae.
AUGGUUCUUAAAAACAAGAGAAAGAUCAGGUCGAAGACCAUGAGGAUGAUGCUGACAUGGUCACAUUAUAGAUUUAGGAUGUUUUUGCACCACAAAGCUAGGGAAUUUGUGAGUUGUAAAGUUAUCGAAUAUACCGAAGAAUACACAUCUAAAACAUGCGGUAACUGCGGAUCGAUCAAUAAAAAACUUGGUGGAUCCAAGAUUUUUAGAUGUGAUUCUUGUAGUUUAGAAAUAGAUAGAGACAUGAACGGUGCCAGAAAUAUCUUACUCAAACGUAUCACAGAGGGUCAGGUUAAUCCUGACUUUGGGACUUGA